UCGAUAUAUACAGAUCCUGUUCCGUAAUUCCGACCGCGCUUGGUUUCCACUUAGUAUACAAUGACUGGCCAAAUCAUCCUCUUCGAGAUGCUAAGGCUGAGUCGGGCAUGGCCACGAAACUUCUCGAUCGCAACUGUCCCUCCAGGAUUACACCCACCAUUGACCGUGAACUCGCACCAAUCCUAAAGCUGAACACCUGUCCCUCAACCAUGACAACAUUGACCAAAACCCGCACUAUCGUCGUGCUGGGCGCAACGGGCAACCAAGGGAGCGGAGUCGUCCGCGCCUUGUUGCAAAAAAAUCCAUAUCACCCAGCCUCCUUCAGCGUCCGUGCCGUGACACGCGAUCCUAGCUCCCCCCAAGCGGAACGACUCCGCGCUGUCUAUCCAGAAGAAGAAGCCUCUGGCCGACUACAGCUCGUGCCUGGCGACGUCUAUGACGUCACAAGCCUAGAGCGUGCCUUCGACGGGGUCUGGGGCGUGUUUGCAGUCACAAAUAAUCGUCUCCCCGGGCAAAUGAUUGAAACCGAAGAGGACCUCGAGCAUGAGCUGGUAGCGGGAAGAAACAUCGUGGCCGCCGCCAAAGUAUCUGAGGUGCGUCAUUUUGUUAUCAGCAGUCUACCCAAUCUGGCGGACGCGAGCAACGGGCAAUUUCAAAAGGUCUUCCAUUUCGAUCAUAAAUUUCAAAUUGAGCAACUCGCAAAGAGCGAGUUGACUGCUGUGACGGCUUUGCGGCCGGGGCUGUUUUACACGAAUGUACAAUGGGUGCAAUACUGCCGGCGAAACGCAAAUGGGAUUGUCCGUUUUUGUCCGCCGGUCCCCCCGAACAAAACCGCAGAUUGGACCGAUCCGAGCUAUGAUAUCGGUAUAUAUGCAGCUGGCACGUUUGAUACAAUACCACAAUCUAUCCUCGUUAUAUGUUACGUGGUGAGCUCCAAGAUGCGUUUUGCUGAUCUUCCGGCCAUUUUUUCGACCGUGCGACAUCAAUCGGCAAUAUUCGAUCCUAUCAGUCUAGAUGAUUGGGGUGCUGCAGUUGCAAGGACGGUUGGCAAGGGGUAUGAAGAGGAUAUCAGGCAGAUGAUGGAAUGGAUUGCUGUUGCGCCAGAUGAGAAGAUUUGCUAUGGGACCAUGACCCCCAAGGAGGAUUGUUCUUGGGCGGAUCUUGGGGUGCGGGCUAGUACAUUCGAGGACUGGUUGAGGAGGUCGGGUUGGCAAGGACCAUGAAAUCCCUUCUUCAACUGGCUCUUUAGGAUAAUGGAGGUCAUAGUUGGCC
Molecule: messenger RNA, 1272 nt
Organism: Aspergillus vadensis CBS 113365
Lineage: Eukaryota; Fungi; Ascomycota; Eurotiomycetes; Eurotiales; Aspergillaceae
Product: cinnamoyl-CoA reductase
Exons: 4
Coding region: 108-1223 (371 amino acids)
Source: RefSeq, a predicted model, not a curated record